GGAGGAGCAGAGGCCGAGGGAGCACAAGUGGAGCAGGCACUGCCGCACAACACGGCUCUUGGAGAGCGUGCACCCCUGAGUGAGUGUGCACCCCUGAGCGUGCAGCCCUGAGUGUGCAUGGCUGGGCACAGUGCCCUGCAGUGAGCGCGCCUGGCUGAGCAGUGCCCACCACGCACAGCACCCAUUGGAGACCUGCAAACACAGAAGAGAGGGUGCUGUCCUGGGACACCCAUCAUGGGCAACUGCAUCCCACUGACCCCCCGCGUCCUGGAGAGCAAAAACUCCCUGGACCUGAUGGAGAUCAUGGGCAACUUCUCCUAUGACGACAGCAACAUGACUGUCCUGGACUACGAUGCUGCACCCUGCCACAACCAGUACUGUCCCUUCUUCCAGCGCGUGGCCCCCACCUUCCUGGCCGUCACCUGUGCCGCAGCUGCCCUGAGCACUGGGGCGCUGCUGGUGGCACUGGCCAAGCGGCCCCACACCUGGGGUUGGCCCCAGAGCCGAGCACUGGUGGCCCAGCUGGCAGUGGGGACAGGUCUCUUCGCUGCCCUGCUGCCGCCAGUGGCAGUGGGCAUUGGGCAGGGCUGGCGGCUGGGCGCAGGGCUGUGCAGGCUCACCCACUUGCUGUGGCACUGGAGCCUCUUCGCGCAGGGUCUGCUGGUGGCCAGUGGCUCCUGCAGCACCGCCUGGUGCCGCUGGGACCCCCAGAGCCGGUGGCUGGCCGUGGCUGUGUGGGCUGGGGCAUUGAUGCUGGCAACGCCAGCAGCUUUUGCCGGUGGCAUGGUGGCAGCCCCAGAGACGAGCUGCAUCCGCCGGAGCGUGGACGUCCUCUCCCCAGUGUACCUGCUGCAUCUCACCCUCUGCCUCUGCCUCUUCUUGCUGCUGCCAGCAGUGCUGCUGGUGGCCAUGCUCGCUGUGCCAAAGCUGAGGGCGGGCUGGGAGCCAGGUGUCACUGUGAGCUGGUUCUUCUUUGGGCUCUGGGUGCCUUACGGCGUGGGGCUGGCUGUGGAUUUCCUCCUGCAAGCCCAGCUGCUGCAGCCCACCUGCAGCACCUUUGAGCACUUCGACUACGUGCUGGGGCUGAGCGAGGGGCUGGGGGUGCUGCACUGCUGCCUGGGGCCCGCAGUGCUGCUCACCACCUGGCUCUGCCGGCACAGGGCCGGUGCCAGCGGCAGCUGCUGAGCUCCUGCUGCUGCAGCCAAGGGCU
Messenger RNA from Tyto alba (common barn owl), 1210 nucleotides. RefSeq names its product atypical chemokine receptor 1 (Duffy blood group) (gene ACKR1). Gene Ontology annotation, molecular function: chemokine binding. Bases 235 to 1185 code for a protein of 316 amino acids. Gene Ontology annotation, cellular component: membrane. The transcript is spliced from 2 exons. Lineage: Eukaryota; Metazoa; Chordata; Aves; Strigiformes; Tytonidae. Gene Ontology annotation, biological process: chemokine-mediated signaling pathway; inflammatory response. The record is from RefSeq and is a predicted model, not a curated record.